AGCAAACAGGCAUAGAUAUGAAUCGAAAGCUGAGCUAGACGCAUGACGUGUACGUAUGGGUCCUUCGGACUUCCGGGUGUGCAUAAACAGACGGCAAGCAGAAUUCCCUCUCCGUAAAGAUGUCCAAAGUAACGUUUAAAAUCACCCUGACGUCGGACCCCCGGCUCCCAUACAAAGUACUUAGCGUCCCAGACAGCACGCCAUUCACGGCAGUUUUGAAGUUUGCAGCUGAGGAGUUCAAAGUGCCAUCAGCAACCAGCGCAAUCAUAACUAACGACGGAAUAGGAAUCAACCCUGCCCAGACAGCAGGGAACGUGUUUCUAAAACACGGCUCGGAGCUUCGCAUCAUUCCCAGAGACAGAGUGGGAGGACAGGGAGACUGACGCUGCGUUUCCUCUUCGACGGCUAAAUGACUCACCCACCGCCAGACGCAUAUAACACUUGAGACCCAGGAAACACCUCGGCGUGUUGUCAUAUUUAUUUUCUGGCCCAUAACUGACAGUGACUCACAUGAGGAUUGGUAUAUUUAAACUUGAUGAUGACAUGCACUCACACUUGCAUGCUCCCCUGCUUCUUCAUUCUCAGUCAAGUUUUUUUUUUUUUUUUUUUCCUCAGUGUAGUUGAAUCAAAAGAUCAGAGUGACAUCAGGCGUACCCAGAGGUACUGAGUAAUUAAUACACACAAACACAGCAGAGGCAUCCUGGGAACUAUUUCAUGUCAAGCUAAACAAACAACCGAGUCGACAGUUAGAGCUUUUGUAUCUUUGUAAAUGAAAAUAAACUAUCAGUAUGACUAACAACAACACAUGCCUGUUUGCAGUGUUUGUCUGUAUGACCCUUAUGAAUGUGGUAAUGUGACAGGUGAUUUCAAAAUACAUGUACAACCUGCUUUUAAAGGACCAUUGAUACAGCAAGUGUUAAACGUCAAUAUUAGAUUUUUUUUUUCUUCAUGUCAGACAAACUGUUGGAUAAAUAAAGCUGCAUCAUGGAUCUGUA
Molecule: messenger RNA, 995 nt
Organism: Acanthopagrus latus (yellowfin seabream)
Lineage: Eukaryota; Metazoa; Chordata; Actinopteri; Spariformes; Sparidae
Gene: ufm1
Product: ubiquitin-fold modifier 1
Exons: 6
Coding region: 120-383 (87 amino acids)
Biological process (GO): protein K69-linked ufmylation
Cellular component (GO): cytoplasm; nucleus
Source: RefSeq, a predicted model, not a curated record